This is a messenger RNA of Daktulosphaira vitifoliae (grape phylloxera), 9612 nucleotides long. RefSeq names its product neurobeachin (gene rg). The record is from RefSeq and is a predicted model, not a curated record. Gene Ontology annotation, cellular component: cytosol; membrane. Gene Ontology annotation, biological process: intracellular protein localization. The coding region runs from base 263 to 9295 and encodes 3010 amino acids. The transcript has 53 exons. Lineage: Eukaryota; Metazoa; Arthropoda; Insecta; Hemiptera; Phylloxeridae. Gene Ontology annotation, molecular function: protein kinase binding.
UAUGUUUAGAUUUUAUCGACUGCCGACUUGUCAGUGUAUUUAUCUGUACAUAGUGUAAACAAUCGUCUAAGAUACAAUAUUAUUUGUAUUGAUAAUUUUUAAAUUUGGAAGUGUUAAAAUCGGAUUUUGUGUUGUAAUUUUAGUAUAAUAUGAACUUGUCACCGUAUAGACCGACUUUAAUUGGUCAAAUACGCCUAGUGUUUUUAUUAGAUGUGGUAGGGAGAUUAAAUUAGUGAAAAUCAGUACACAAACAAUUACAUAUAUGGAGGAUACAGAUAGUUCAGCUGAACCCAAUGAAAUCAAAAGACCUGAGCAGGUCGUGAUGAUGGCAACUGCGGACAAUUUGAAAUUUGGCGUUCUUAUUGGUCUUGUCAAAGUAGGCCAAGUUACGAACAAGGAGGUGGUGAACACCGUGCUACACUUGUUGGUUGGUGGCGAGUUCGAUAUGGAAUUAAACUUUAUUAUUCAAGACGCACAAAACAUAAGACAUAUGCUGGAGUUGUUGGAUCAUUGCCCUCCAAACUUACAGGCCGAAAUAUGGAGUGUAUUUAUUGCUAUACUGCGAAAGUCCGUAAGAAAUCUUCAGGCUUGUACGGAUGUUGGAUUAAUCGAACUUGUCGUAAACAGGCUUGCAAAGGCUGAUACCGUUGUCGCAGACCUCUUAAUUGAUAUGCUUGGAGUCUUAGCAAGUUUUAGUAUUACCGUGAAAGAAUUAAAAUUAUUAUUGGGUUCCAUGAAAGCCAUUAACGGAAAAUGGCCAAAACACUCAACAAAACUCUUAAAUGUUUUACGACAAAUGCCUCAAAGAAAUGGACCUGACGUUUUUUUUAGUUUUCCUGGAAAAAAAGGAUCGGCUAUCGUUUUGCCUCCAUUGGCGAAAUGGCCACAUGAAAACGGCUUUACUUUUUGCACGUGGUUUCGAUUAGAUCCAAUUAAUUCGGUCAACAUAGAGCGAGAAAAACCUUAUUUAUAUUGUUUUAAAACUAGUAAGGGCGUUGGAUACACUGCUCACUUUGUCGGAAAUUGUUUAGUACUGACUUCAAUGAAAAUUAAAGGAAAAGGUUUUCAGCAUUGUGUUAAAUAUGAAUUUCAACCACGAAAGUGGUAUAUGAUUGCAAUAGUAUAUAUUUAUAAUCGUUGGACCAAAAGCGAAAUUAAAUGUGUAGUAAAUGGUCAAUUGGCAUCUAGUACAGAAAUGGCUUGGUUUGUCUCUGCUAAUGAGCCUUUUGACAAAUGUUAUAUCGGCGCAACUCCAGAACUGGACGAAGAUCGGGUCUUCUGUGGUCAAAUGUCAGCCAUUUAUUUAUUCAGUGAAGCACUGACUACUCAACAAAUAUGUGCUAUUCAUCGAUUAGGUCCCGGAUAUAAGUGUCAAUUUCGUUUCGACAACGAAUGUCAUUUGAGUUUACCUGAAAAUCACAAAAGGGUGAGUGAAUUUAAAAGUUUAAGUCAAAACUCAUCAAGUCAAAAUUCAGACAGUCCUAGCAUGACCCAGCACGCUGUUGAUCGUUCUGUUCUGUAUGAUGGAAAGUUAUCGAAUGCUAUAGUAUUCAUGUACAACCCGGUAGCAACAGACAGUCAAUUGUGUUUACAGUCAACUCCAAAAGGGAAUGCUUCAUAUUUUGUACACACGCCACAUGCACUCAUGUUACAAGACGUAAAAGCUGUCAUCACACAUUCUAUUCACAGUACUUUAAAUUCUGUCGGUGGUAUACAGGUAUUGUUUCCUUUAUUUGCUCAACUUGAUUUUUCUGCUGAACCAUUGGAUAAAAAAGAUGCUUCCAUAUGCUGGAAACUGUUAGGGUUUAUAUGUGAUAUGGUAGAAAUUUCUCAAACAGUCCAACAACAUAUGAUUCAAAAUCGUGGAUUCCUGGUCAUAAGUUAUAUGCUACAAAGGUCAUCUCGAGAUCAUUUAACGUUAGAAGUAUUAGGUUCAUUUUUACGUCUUACAAAACAUCUAGUCGCUUGUCUCACACCUAAUAAUGAAUUAUUACUAAAGCAGCUUUUGGAUCAUAUAUUAUUUAAUCCUGGUUUAUGGAUUUACACACCUACUCAUGUACAGACUCGCUUAUACUCAUAUCUAUCAACAGAAUUUCUCUCUGAUACUCAGAUUUAUUCUAAUGUUCGACGAGUGUCAACUGUACUUCAAACUGUUCACACUCUUAAGUAUUAUUAUUGGGUGGUAAAUCCUCGCAAUAAAAGUGGUAUUAUUCCAAAAGGAUUAGAUGGUCCUAGACCAGCUCAAAAAGAUAUAUUAAUCAUACGAGGAUAUAUAUUAUUAUUUCUAAAACAAUUAAUGAUGUUAGGAGUUGGCCUCAAAGAAGAUGAACUUCAAAGCAUUAUAAACUAUUUAACAACAGUUUGUGAGGAUGAGAACCUACAUGAUGUGCUUCAAACACUUAUGUCAUUAAUGUCAGAACAACCAGCCUCUAUGAUACCAGCAUUUGAUGUUAAGCAUGGAGUUCGAUGUGUAUUUAAAUUAGUAGCAUCUGAAAGUCAAUUGAUACGGUUGCAAGCUUUAAAACUUUUAGGAUUUUUCUUGAGCCGAAGUACCCACAAGNGAAAAUAUGAUGUUAUGAGCCCAUUUAAUUUGUACACACUUUUGGCAGAACGAUUAAUGUUACAUGAAGAGACAAUAACACUACCAACUUAUAAUGUUCUUUAUGAGAUAUUAACAGAACGUAUUAGUCAACAAAUACUGUAUACGGGACAUCCUGAACCUGAUAGUAAUUGUCGAUUGGAAAAUCCUAUGAUUCUUAAAGUCGUAGCCACUUUAAUUCGACAAGCUAAACAUUCAGACCAGCUAUUAGAAGUUAAAAAGUUGUUUUUAUCUGAUAUGACUAUACUUUGUAGUAAUAACCGUGAAAAUAGAAGAACUGUUCUACAGAUGUCAGUUUGGCAGGAAUGGCUUAUUGCAAUGGCAUAUAUUCAUCCUAGAACAUGUGAAGAACAAAAAGUUUCUGAUAUGGUGUAUAAUCUUUUUACAAUGCUACUUCAUCAUGCUAUAAAACAUGAAUAUGGAGGAUGGCGAGUAUGGGUUGAUACUUUAGCCAUAGUACAUUCAAAGGUUUCAUUUGAAGAGUUUAAAUUGCAAUUUGCCCUGAUGUAUGAACAUUAUGAACGUCAAAGAAGUGAUAAUAUUACUGAUCCUCGUUUACGUCAACAACGACCUAUAAGUACAAUAUCUGGCUGGGAAAAUCAACCCCCUGCACCACCAAUAAAUCAUUCUCCGUCUGAAAGUCCAGAAUCUAUUGCUAGCACUCCUGUUAAAAAUAUACAAAAUGAUGAUAAAAAUCAAACUCAAAACUUAUCACCAACUAAUGAAAUUUCAUCAAUAAAUUGUAAAAAUAAUAAUGAAAAUGUUGAUAAGCCUAUUGAAUUAAAUAAUCAAGUAGAUAGCAAUGGAGGCUUUGAUGACAUUUCUCAUAAAAAUGAUAGCAAGGAGCUUAUUGAAUCCCCAACUGAGUAUUUUAAUAAAAUAAUUGAAGGAAAAAACAGUAUUGAAACAAUUGAAGAAAUAGAAAAUUUGGGUGAUCAUAACAAAUUUGAUGAAAUAAUAGAAAAAAAUGAUUUUAACAAACAAAACAGUAUUAAUGAAAUAGAUUAUGAAAAUUUAGACAAUGAAAAUGAAGAUGAAGGAAAUAAACUUGAAAUAAUUGAUUGUCCAACUAAAAUUAACCAAAAAACAACUGAUAUUCUGCCAGAUAAUGAAAAUGAAGUCUUAGACAAAUUAACAGAAAAUGAGAACCAUAAUAAUAUAAUAAUUGAAGAAAAUUCUCUUACAAAUGGUGAUUUAUCUCCUAAGUCAAAUUUAGAAUCAGAUGAUACUUAUAACAGUAAUCUCCAAAAAAACAAUGAUAGCAAAAUAAUUAAAACAGAGCAAUUGUUAAAUGUCAUUAAUGAGAAGUUAAAUGAAGUUCAUAAGUCUAAUAUCAUUGAAAAUAGAAAUAAUAAUAAAGAAUCAGUUGUUAUAAGUGAUUCUGAAAAUAUAAAUUCACAAGACAAAGUUAACGGAAAUGUGGCCAACCAAGAUAGUAUUAGUAAUAGUAGUGAUAGUGAAAAUACAUUAAAUACUGAAUCAUUGGAAGUUGAUAUGAAUAAUAUUAAUAUUGAUGAAAAAAUUAUUGAUCAACCAAUAUCAGUAAUAAGCAUUCAGACUUGUGAAACUGUAGAUAGUGAUUGCUCUGAAGCCUACUUGACUCCAAGUGAUUUAAAUGACACUCCUAAAAAAAAUAAUGAGAAAAAUUAUUUUAAUCAAAUUAAUGAAAUCAGUAUUAUUAAUACAGAUGAAACUAUUCCGUCCUCUAAUCCUACCAAGUUGAAAUUCCCGUCCACAAAUUCCUUAGAUAAUAGUGAAAAUAUCAUUGAUAAAAAUAAUGAUAGUGUUAAAUGUAAUAAUAUUGAUGAAAUUGCUGCCAAAGAAAUUGUUAAAAAUGACAAUGAUAAUUAUAUAGUUCCUCAAAUACUCGAAGAAAAAAAUGUAGAAGCAAAAGAGACUGAAUUAAAUAAAAUUUUAGAUACUACUAAUGCGAAAAAAACAGCAAGUUUAGAACUUAAAGAUGAAAUGAAGCAACAUAAAGAAGAUGAAAAAAUAGAAAAGAUUGAAAAGAAGCCAAUAACUUCAAACCUAGACUCAAGACCUAUGUUUAAUCCAGGACCUUCUAGACCACCAUUUCGAAUUCCAGAAUUUAAGUGGUCAUACAUUCACCAAAGGUUAUUAUCAGAUGUUCUGUAUUCUUUGGAAUCAAAUAUUCAAGUCUGGAGAGGUCACUCAACAAAAUCUGUGUUGGAUUUUGUUAAUGGUGCUGAAAAUGCAAUAUUUGUAGUCAAUACAGUACAUUUGAUCUCACAACUUUCAGAUAAUUUAAUUAUAGCUUGUGGUGGAUUAUUACCUUUAUUAGCUUCUGCCACUUCACCAAAUAGUGAAUUAGAUAUUAUGGAACCUACUCAAGGAAUGACUGUCGAAGUAGCAGCAUCAUUAUUACAAAGAUUAGUAAAUAUGGCUGAUGUUCUAGUCUUUGCUAGUUCCUUAAAUUUUUCUGAAUUAGAAACUGAAAAAAAUAUGUCUAGUGGAGGAAUACUUAGACAGUGUCUACGUUUAGUCUGUACUAAUGCAGUUCGUAACUGUUUGGAGUGUAAAGAAAGAAGCCGUCUUUUGGUUAUACCUUCACAACCUAAUAAUCCUAAACAACUUCACUUGCAGUCUCUUAUCAGAGCCGGGCAGUCUUCUCCUAAAAGUUUAAUUGAUGGCUCGACAAAUCCAAUACGUGACCCAGAGAAAUUAUUACAAGAAAUGGACAUUAACCGUUUACGUGCUGUUAUUUAUAGAGAUGUGGAGGAAACAAAGCAAGCUCAAUUUCUUUCGUUAGCUAUUGUGUAUUUUGUGUCUGUUUUAAUGGUUUCAAAGUAUAGAGAUAUUCUUGAACCUCCAACAUCUACACUACCGAUGCAAGGUAGCUCAUCUGCUGAUAAUCAAGUACCAUCUGAAAGUCCAACAAAUUGUCAUGGUACUAGACCAUUAUUUCCACAAUGGUCUCAUCAUGUAUAUCCCCAAUUCCUACCUCCAUCACAUUCAAUUGACCCACAAAUGCCCCAUAACUUCAGUCAUCGCAAUAUAAUGUCACAUUAUGCUGUACCCUCAUUGGGACAUCAAGAUGAAGAAGAAUUUAUUACAGCUUCAAUGGAAAAUUUAAAUCCUCCUUCACAAACAUUAAAUAAUUCUUACAAUAAGAGCAUUUGUUCUGAAGAAUUAGCGUCCAACAGUUCUCAAGCAUGCAGUGAUGUCGAUAGUAAUGACACUGAUAUUAAAGCUAGUACUAUAAUUUCAAUUCAAAAUGAAGAAGCUUGGACUGAUGUUAAUCUCAAUGAGGAUUCUCAAUCAGCAAAUGAGGAUGAUAGACGAAUUCAAAAAGAUUUAAGAGGUGAUAAACCUUUAAGUGAAAUAUCUGUUGUAAAUAUACCUGCACCUACUACCCAGAACCUGAAUUUGAAAAAUUCUAAUCAUACUGUAGAAGAUUACGGUCUAAAAAAUGUUAAUUUACCCCAUCAAACACAUCUUCCUAAUAGAGAAGCAUCAUUAACAAAUAAAUUAGAAGCAGCACUUGGUUCAGUAUGCCCAUUGUUACGGGAAAUAAUGGUUGAUUUUGCUCCAUUUUUAUCAAAAACAUUGGUUGGUUCUCAUGGUCAGGAAUUACUAAUGGAAGGAAAAGGCUUAACAACUUUUAAAAACAGCCAGUCAGUUGUUGAAUUAGUUAUGUUACUUUGUUCUCAAGAGUGGCAAAAUUCACUUCAGAAACACGCAGGACUAGCUUUUAUAGAGCUUAUAAAUGAAGGCCGAUUACUUUCACAUGCUAUGAAAGAUCAUAUUGUUCGUGUAGCUAAUGAAGCUGAGUUUAUAUUAAAUAGGAUGAGAGCUGAUGAUGUGCUUAAACAUGCAGAUUUUGAGGCUCAAUGUGCUCAAACAACAUUAGAACGUCGAGAAGAAGAGAAAAUGUGUGAUCACUUGAUUACUGCUGCUAGACGUCGAGAUAGUGUUGUAGCUAGUCGUAUUCUUGAUAAAAUUUGUAAUAUUCUAUCAAAUAAACAUGGUGCAUGGGGUUAUUUACAUGAAAAUCUCCCAUCUAGAAUAUCUCACUUUUGGAAAUUGGAUGUUUGGGAAGACGAUGCUAGGCGACGGAAAAGAUUUGUUCCUAAUCCUCGAGGAACAACUCAUCCAGAAGCUACACUCAAAGCAGCUCUAGAGCAUGGUGCUCCACAAGAUGCUAUACUUCAAGCUAGGGAAGAAGUAUUUCAUGCACAACUAGUAGCUAUGAAUACUCAAAAUGGUCCAGGUAGUCAGUCAUCUGAUUUACUUGAUGAUUCAGAGUUAAUGAGUGAUGACAGGGAGUUGGAUGCUGAUCUCGUAGGUCCCGUGAAUAUUAGCACAAGGGCAUCUUUGAUCUCGGCAGGAGUUGUUGCACCUGGUACUAUUUCUAUUACAUCUGCAGAACUCUACUUCGAAGUUGACGAAGAUGAUACAGAAUUCAAGAAACUCGAUUCUGAGGUGUUGAAAUACUGUGAUCAUCUACACGGAAAAUGGUAUUUUUCAGAAAUCAGAGCAAUAUUUUCGAGACGAUACUUGUUACAAAACAUAGCCAUUGAAAUAUUCAUGGCCAGCAGAACUUCUGUCAUGUUUUCAUUUCCUGAUCAAAAUACAGUCAAAAGAGUCAUCAAAGCUUUGCCUAGAGUUGGAGUUGGCAUUAAAUAUGGCUUGCCACAGACCAGACGAGCAUCUAUGAUGUCUCCUAGACAAUUGAUGAGAAAUUCUAAUAUGACACAAAAAUGGCAGCGCAGAGAAAUAUCAAAUUUCGAGUAUCUCAUGUUCUUGAACACUAUAGCAGGGCGAACCUACAAUGACUUAAAUCAGUAUCCCGUUUUUCCUUGGGUGUUGACGAACUAUGAGUCGUCAGAAAUGGACUUGGGUCUCCCAUCUAAUUAUCGUGAUUUGUCAAAGCCUAUUGGUGCAUUAAAUCCUAGCAGAAAAGCAUACUUCGAAGAGAGAUUUAGUACAUGGGAAAACGAUAGUAUUCCACCAUUCCAUUAUGGUACACACUAUUCUACAGCAGCUUUUGUACUAAAUUGGCUCAUACGAAUAGAACCCUUUACAACCAUGUUUUUAGCUUUACAAGGGGGUAAGUUUGAUCAUCCUAAUCGAUUAUUUUCGUCAAUAGCACUGUCUUGGAAAAACUGUCAAAGAGAUACUUCCGAUGUUAAGGAAUUAAUACCGGAAUUAUUUUUCUUACCUGAAAUGUUGUCAAAUGAUAAUGAAUACAAGUUGGGACACCAAGAAGAUGGUACGUCUGUUGGUAAUGUUGAUUUACCACCUUGGGCUUCAUCUCCUGAGGAAUUUAUUAGAAUUAAUAGAAUGGCAUUAGAAUCAGAAUUUGUGUCUUGUCAACUUCACCAAUGGAUUGAUUUAAUUUUUGGUUACAAGCAGAGAGGUCCUGAAGCAAUAAGAGCAUCAAAUGUAUUUUACUAUUUAACUUAUGAAGGUAGUGUAGACAUGGAUACAAUCACUGAUCCAGUUAUGAGAGAAGCAAUUGAAAACCAAAUACGCUGUUUUGGGCAAACACCAUCACAGUUAUUGAUGGAACCUCAUUUGCCAAGAAGUUCAGCUAUGCAUAUUUCGCCAAUGAUGUUCACAAGUAUUCCUGAUGAUGUUUGUAUGACAAUGAAGUUUCCGUCCAAUUCACCAAUAUGUCAUAUUUCUGCAAAUACAUUCCCUCAGCUACCAAUGCCAGCUGUUGUCACAGUUACCAAUAACAUGCAAUUUGCUGUAAAUCGAUGGAACACUAAUUAUUCAGUUACCAUUCAAUCUCCUAGUUAUGCUGAUAGUCCUCAACAGCCUAAUGUAAAUUUGCCACUCGUCAUGGAUCAAAUUUUAACCCAAUCAAACAAUAAUUCAAGUUUAACAUUAAGACGCCAUCUUGGUGAUAACUUUAGUCAGAAAUUGAAAAUCAAAUGGAAUUGUUUUGUUACUACUGUCGAUAGCCGUUUUUUGAUUGUUUGUGGAUUUUGGGAUAAUAGUUUCAGAGUUUUUUCAACAGAAACAGCAAAAAUUGUCCAAAUUGUAUUUGGUCAUUAUGGAGUUGUAACUUGUUUAAGUCGCAGUGAAUGUAAUAUAACCUCAGACUGUUACAUAGCAAGUGGUUCUUCAGACUGCACAAUAUUGUUAUGGCACUGGAAUGCUAGAAGUCAAACUAUUGUUGGCGAAGGAGAUCAUCCAACUCCUAGAGCUACCUUAACUGGUCAUGAACAACCAGUAACAUCUGUAGCUAUAUCAGCUGAACUUGGAUUAGUAGUAUCAGCAUCAUCAGGAGGUCCAGUUUUAAUUCAUACUACAUUUGGUGAUCUUCUAAGAUCAUUAGAUCCUCCUAAAGGAUUUGAUAAUCCUGAAUGUGCAGUUAUGUCACGCGAAGGAAUAAUUGUAGUAAACUAUGAACAUGGAAGUAUAGCAGCUUUUACCAUCAAUGGAAAAAGACUGAGGCAUACAACUCACAAUGAUAGUAUUCAAUGUAUGUUACUUAGUAGAGAUGGGGAGUAUUUAAUGACUGGUGGCGAUAAAGGAAUAGUAGAAGUAUGGAGAACAUUCAAUUUAUCACUUUUAUAUGCAUUUCCAGCUUGUGACAGUAGUGUCAGAUCAUUAGGCCUUACCCAUGAUCAAAAAUUCUUAUUAGCUGGUUUAGCUACAGGAUCUAUUGUAAUAUUCCACAUUGAUUAUAAUAGGUGGCACCAUGAAUUUCAACAAAGAUAUUAAUUAAUACCUUGUAUGACUAAAUAUUGCAUUUACCUUUUGAGUUUUUCUGUAACCAACUAAAAUACUUAAAAUAUUAAAAAAAUGUAUGUAUUAUUUACAAAAAAAUACUCAACAAGUGCAAAAAUUGACUACCAGUUCAGAGAAAUUAUUGAUGAAUUUACUCAAAAUAAAAUAAAUUUAAAUUUAUAUGCUCAUCAAUGGUUGUUAAUCAUAAUAAUUAAUAAAUUUCUAUUUAAUGUUACCACAAUUUCUAAAUAACUUUGUUUUUACUAUUUAAAUUGCAGAUAAUUUUUUAUAGUGUACCUUUUUUAUGAAUC